GGCCAUCGGAGUAAUGGGAAACGCCGCCAGUUUGAUGCUCUAUUCUGCACCUACAAACAAGUGAUAAAGACGAAGAGUGUGGAGUUCAUGCCAUUCUCCUUGUCUCUCUUCUCCUUCCUUACUAGUUCACUUUGGAUGGCUUACGGGCUCCUCAGCCACGACCUCUUUCUCGCGUCUCCAAACAUAGUUGGAUGUCCAGUGGGAGUGCUCCAGAUUUUGAUCUACUUCAAGUACAAGAUGAAGAAGAGGAUGGUGACUGAAGAACCAGUGAAAUGCGAUAAUGCAGGGCAAUUGAUGAUCAAUGAUAAUUAGAAGCCCAUGGAAGAAACCUCUGCAUGCUCAAAAUAAUAAUCACUCCCUACUUAAUUGCCAAUAACAAUCAAGAAUAUUUAUGUAGAAGCUCAUGAAUGUCUUAAGUCAAUUGUAGAUCAGGAUUGAAAUCAAAGUGAUUACUGGAGUUCAUUAAAUUAGUUGUUAGAUG
Molecule: messenger RNA, 481 nt
Organism: Cuscuta campestris
Lineage: Eukaryota; Viridiplantae; Streptophyta; Magnoliopsida; Solanales; Convolvulaceae
Source: the annotation of a GenBank genome assembly